AGACUUUAAAAAAAUAAUGUGUUCUAUUCCUGAUGGAACUUAUGAAAUAAAAAUUGGUGAAACUUUUCUUAGAGGCGAUAAAAAUAAUAAAUCUUCCAAGGCUGAGUUCAACACUUUGAGAUUUGAUUUUAAACCUGCUUCUAUCACUGAUGGGUCAGAAGCUUUUCUUGCAAUUUCUUCAGGGGAAAAUAACGGAGUUCAGGUUAUUGUUCCCGGAGAAACAAAAAAGUCAACAAUUUUCCACGGAUCAAAAAAACCUUUGAAAGGAGACAAGGAAUGUUUAUUAAUUUUUGAUCAAAAUACUUGUCAACUUCGUUUGGAGAAACUUUCGGCUAAUAUUAAUGUUAAAAAGAGCAGAGACGCAAAAUUGUCAACUGAUGUAGAAGAACAAAUUGAAAAAAUGAUGAAAUUAAAAGCGCCUCCGCCCUCUCCAAUUAAAAUUAAAGAAGAAAUAAAAAAAGAAAGAUUAUUUUCAACAUCUUCAAAUUCAAUGAAUGAAGAGGAGGAGGAGGAUGAUGAAGAUAUGUUUGACGUUGAUGAAGAAGCUUCAGCUUUGGAACAGAUGAUGGCUCCAAAACAGUCCAAUUCGCAUAUUUCUGUAGCUGAACAACAACCAUUAUUAAAUUCAAUAAAAGUCGAACAAUCAUCAAUAAAAAUAGAAGCAAUUUCACCACAAAAAAUGGCAAAUAAUGGACAAAAUUUAACAGAAAAUAUCAAAAAAUCGCCUUCAAAAAAUAAUAAAAAAAGUAUUUUACACGAAGAUUUGGAAUUAAGUGAAAGUAGUUCAAGUGAAGAAAGUGAAGAGGAAGGAGAAGAAAGUGAUUAGAAGAAGGAAAGAAAUUAGUUUUUGUGUGGAAAAUUUGUGGAUAUAUUUUUUCUGUUUACUAAUUUUGAAGGUUUAUCUUUUUUUUUAUUCUUCUUAUUAAUUAAAAAAAGUUUUUUUAAUUAAAAAUUAAUUUUUGGGGGUUUUAAAUAAAUAAAUAUAUAGUAUAAUAGUUAUAGUAAAAAGGGAGAGGUUGUUUUUGGAUCGCAGUUUAUUCCCCUCCCAAAGUCCCUUUUUUAGAUAAAACAGUCCAUUUAUUCACCUUACAAUUUUUUUGUGAUAAAAAUUUUAUGGUCAAUAAAAUCAAAAGUAAACAACAAUAUUAUUUAACAUAAAAAUAAAAUAUACAUAUACUUUUUGCCUAAAUUCUCUGAACCCCUUAAAAAGAUUUUUUCUAAAAAUUUUUCCCAUGGAAAGUUUGCACGCAAAGAGAAUCCCCAAGAGAGAUUAAUGUGUGUUUGUGUAUAUAUGUAUUUGUUUAUCCCCAUUGAUUUAUUUUUUUUUGUUGAAAAUCCAAAGAAAAAGAAGCAACCGGAUAAUGACACUUCCCUCAAAGACUUUUUUUCUUUUUUUUGACAUGCUAAGAAAGAAAAGAAAAAAAUUUUCCGUUUUGAAGCCAAGUAUUUUUGUUAUUUUUAUGUUUUUAAGUCUUUUCCUUUUUCUCGAUUUAUUCGUUUUCUUUUUUGUUUAUAGUAAAGUGUAUAAUAAAAAAGAAAUUAAAAUCGCGGGCAGGCAAUGAACAAUGAUGGAAACAAAUUUUGGGUAUAAAAAGUGUUUAGGUUCGAACAGAAAGCGAACUCUGCCCUCAGAACUUGAAGAUUAUCCACUUAACCACAAAGUCACAGAAUCUAAGCAUUGAGAAAUACUGAAAAUUUUUAAACACUCUCCCGGAGAGAGUGUUUAAAUAAUCACUGCUAAAAAACAAAUCCCUCCAGGCACAGAUAAAAUGUUUAAUCCCGACCGGAUUA
Messenger RNA from Meloidogyne enterolobii, 1791 nucleotides. NCBI's taxonomy places the organism in Eukaryota, Metazoa, Nematoda, Chromadorea, Rhabditida, Meloidogynidae. The record is from the annotation of a GenBank genome assembly.